AUGCUGUUUAGUAGUGCUUUCGAGGCUUCUACGCAUUACGCACACGUAGUCGGUGUCCUCUCCAAGUCCAAGCUUCUAACACGGGUCGGAUACGAAUUCAUCAUGACUUUGAUUUGUCAUGUCUCUAUGCUAUUGCCAAACCCUAGAGAGGAACAUUUAUCAUCAGUUUUCCUCUAUUCUAUACUGACCUUAUCAUGCCUAUUUUGGCUCCAAAAAUUACUCACAAUCUUCCGGAAAGGCAAGUCCCGCCUUCCGCCCGGUCCAAGAGGUCUCCCCGUGGUCGGUUACCUCCCAUUUCUUGGGCGCAACCUCCACAAGUUCUUCAUGGAACUCGCCCGAGAGUAUGGCCCGAUAUAUAAGCUCUCGUUGGGUGCCAAACUCUUUGUUAUUGUAAGCUCUCCAACCAUAGCCAAAGAGAUAGUACGCGACCUCGAUGUCGUGUUCGCCAACCGCAACCCUAGAAAGGCCUCGUUGGCCUUCUCCUAUGGAGGGAAAGACAUCGCCUUUGCACCUCUCGGGCCCCAGUGGCGGAUGCUUCGCCGGUUGUUCGUGCACGAGAUGCAAAGUGCAGCAAAUCUCAACGCCUUUUGCUCACACAGAAGGAGAGAAGUCAUGAAGAGCGCAAGAGAUUUGUGCUGUAGGACGGGACUGCCGGUUAAAAUCGGGGAAGUGGCGUUCCAUACGGUGUUCAACAUGAUAACAUGCAUGUUCUGGGGUGGGACACUCGGGGAGGAGGAGGCGGCGCGCAUCGGGGCAGAGUUCCGGGAGGCGGUGGCACGGUUCACCGUUCUAAUGGCGAAGCCUAACGUGUCGGAUUUCUUUCCGCUGAUUGCGAGGUUUGAUGUGCAAGGAGUGGAGAGAGAGAUAAAGGAGGUGGUGGCUUGGAUUGGGAGGAUAUUUGACUUUGUCAUCAAUCAACACAUGAGUUUGGAAGAAGUAAGAGCAGAUAAAGGAUGUGAGAAGAGGGACUUCUUGCAGAUUCUUUUGGAGUAUAAAAAUGAAGAAACUGGGAGCUCAAUUUCCCCAGAACAAAUGAAGGCUUUGCUUAUGGACAUCUUUUUGGGUGGUACCGACACCACAUAUACCAUGGUGGAAUGGACAAUGACCGAGCUGCUACUACACCCGGAAGUCCUUCUCAAAGUCCAGAAAGAGCUCGACGACAUUGUCGGGCCGAACAACAUGGUCGAGGAGUCCCACAUCCACAAGUUAAAUUACCUGCAUGUGGUAGUGAAGGAAACUCUGAGACUGCACCCCGCAGGUCCCCUGCUGUUGCCGCGCAGCCCGAGCCAAACCUGCACGGUGGGCGGAUACACCAUACCCGAAGGCACUACAGUCUUCUUGAACGUGUGGGCCAUGCAUCGGGACCCGCAAUUCUGGCCCGACCCGUCCAAGUUCCGGCCCGAGAGGUUCUCCGUGGGAGGAGAGGCCUUCGAGUUAGAAUACUCAGGACGGAAUUUGCACUACAUGCCGUUCGGGUCGGGUCGGCGGGUGUGUGCCGGGCUCCAACUGGGGGAGAGGAUGCUGAUGUAUGUAUUGGCUACGUUCCUGCAUUUGUUCGAGUGGAGAUUGCCACCGGGUAUGGAGUUGGAUUGCGAAGAGAAGUUUGGGAUGGUUCUUGAGAAGGCCACUCCACUCAUUGCUAUUGCCACUCAAAGGGUACCUAACUUGCAUCUCAUUGUAAAGGAAUAAUUUGGUAGGAUUAGGAUCCAAAUUUAUGUGAUUAUUCUAGUUACAAAACCAGGAAUCACGUGGAGUGAUGCCUUCUUCUGUA
This is a messenger RNA of Syzygium oleosum, 1771 nucleotides long. Its product is annotated as labd-13Z-ene-9,15,16-triol synthase, chloroplastic-like. Lineage: Eukaryota; Viridiplantae; Streptophyta; Magnoliopsida; Myrtales; Myrtaceae. The record is from RefSeq and is a predicted model, not a curated record. The transcript has 2 exons. Gene Ontology annotation, molecular function: monooxygenase activity; oxidoreductase activity, acting on paired donors, with incorporation or reduction of molecular oxygen; iron ion binding. The coding region runs from base 1 to 1689 and encodes 562 amino acids.